Messenger RNA from Trichoderma harzianum CBS 226.95, 411 nucleotides. RefSeq lists its product as hypothetical. The transcript is spliced from 3 exons. The coding region runs from base 1 to 411 and encodes 136 amino acids. Lineage: Eukaryota; Fungi; Ascomycota; Sordariomycetes; Hypocreales; Hypocreaceae. The record is from RefSeq and is a predicted model, not a curated record.
AUGCAGACAAAGAGUUUCGCUGCACUGGCACUUGCCAUGGGCCAGUUCAUAGCAGGAGCAUCUGCCAACUCGGGAUACGCAGGAAGUUGCACAAAUAUACAAAUAUAUCCCCCGGAUGGCAACACCAACUACUGGAAGAUUGCUGCAGAUUGCAAAAAUAACGCAGGGCAGACUAAUCUUAAUACCAAAGUCAACAUCGAUUCAUGCUUUAGCAACUCGAACGGAUCUCUUGUUGCUCAGCUAGAUGGCUCUUUUGGGUUGUCUUGUACGAAUAUAAUACUCACGGGCACGGUUCUCAGCGCCAGUUGUCGCAACCAAGGAGGCGCCAGUGUCGAUACAUCAAUAGAUACAAAUAAUGUUAUUGGAAAUGCAAAUGGUGCCCUGUAUUGCUUUAACCAGGGAAAUUUAUAA